This is a messenger RNA of Quercus robur (English oak), 1106 nucleotides long. Its product is annotated as cold-regulated 413 plasma membrane protein 2-like. The transcript has 4 exons. Gene Ontology annotation, cellular component: membrane. NCBI's taxonomy places the organism in Eukaryota, Viridiplantae, Streptophyta, Magnoliopsida, Fagales, Fagaceae. Bases 270 to 878 code for a protein of 202 amino acids. The record is from RefSeq and is a predicted model, not a curated record.
UAAAACAACGCCCAAGUAGGUCCCCCACAGUUAAAAUUGUCCCCCCAACCCGAAUUGACGUAAAUUCCAUCCAUUAGAUUGACAUGUAGCCAACUAAGCUGCUUCAUAAUCCUGCUGUCUUUUUUCUAAUUAAAGUCUUUGGCCACUUGUGUGUGACUUGCCUUCUUGCUAUAUAUCUAUAUCUGCUUCUCAUUCCCACUUUGGUCUUCAAAUUCCUCUAUUUUUUUAGUGGGUUUAGAUCUGAAAGAAAAAGAAGAAGAAGAAGCAGAAUGGGGAGGAAUGAGUAUUUGGCUAUGAAAACUGAUCCAGCCACUCAGGAUCUCAUCAACUCUGAUAUCGAUGAGUUCAAGAUUGCUGCUAAGAGACUUAUCAAUCAUGCCACUAAGCUUGGUGGCCUCAGCUUUGGGACCUCUUUUCUCAAAUGGGUCGCUUCCUUUGCUGCUAUUUAUUUGUUGAUAUUGGAUCGAACCAACUGGAGAACAAACAUGUUGACUUCACUUUUGGUUCCUUACAUUUUCUUCAGUCUUCCUACCGUGCUGUUCAAUUUUUUUAGAGGUGAGGUGGGGAGAUGGAUUGCUUUCAUUGCAAUUAUACUAAGGCUUUUCAUCCCACGACACUUCCCAGAUUGGCUGGAGAUGCCAGCUUCUCUUAUUCUUCUUCUGGUUGUGGCUCCUAGCUUCUUUGCAGACACCUUGAGGGACAGUUGGGUUAAUUUGUUGAUAUGCCUUAUCAUUGGUUGUUACCUAUUGCAAGAGCAUAUUCGAGCAUCUGGUGGAUUCAGAAAUUCCUUUACACAAACCCAUGGAAUUUCAAACACUGUUGGACUUAUUGUUUUGUUGGUCUAUCCUAUAUGGGCACUGAUCGUCCACUUCCUCUAGGCUCUAAAAUUGUCCAAGCCAUGGUUUUUCUUCAUUCCUAAACUCCAAGCAAGCAUUUUAUAUUCAGUAUUUAUAUGUGAGGCCCCAUGUAUGAUAUGUGCCAACCAUUGUGUAAGACUUCAUUUUAUUUUCUGCAUCUAUAUGUAAGACACUGUAAAUGACUAAGUGGCACUAAGUUAUCUACAUCUGUUAGUAAUUUGAAUAGAUGAAGCUUUAUUAUGAUAAAAA